GAGCUUAAAUCCUUUUAUUAACUUUGCCUCAAAUUUUACAACACAGUGUCCUGUUUUAUUAAGAUAAUUGGUAGUUCUUAAAUUACAAUAGCGGCAAUAUUAAUAUCGAGUUGUUUUUCAAUUUCCAGUGGAUUUUUGACGUUGCUUCUACUUGCUCGUUUUCAUCAAGUUUUCUUCAUGUAGUGAUUAGGUUUUCACAAUGUGUCUAAAAUAAGUAGUUUUUUAAGAAAUCCCCAAUUUUCCUUUAAAUGACUCCCACGAAAACAACAAAAACUGAAGUAGAAAUGGUGAUACGAAACAGAAAGACUGUUAUGAAAGACGGGAUUAUGACAAUGUCGGGUAUCGGUGAGCCUUCUGUUUUCCACGCAUUGGUGGUCAUCUUCUUGGAGUUCUUCGCGUGGGGCCUGCUCACCAUGCCGUUCAUAUCGGUGCUGAACGCGACGUUCCCGGAUCACACGUUUCUAAUGAACGGAUUGAUAAUGGGCAUCAAGGGCAUUUUGUCGUUCCUGUCAGCUCCCCUCAUAGGUGCCUUGUCCGACGUGUGGGGUCGAAAGUUCUUUCUGCUAGUCACCGUGUUUUUCACUUGUGCGCCGCUGCCUCUCAUGACUAUAAACACUUGGUGGUUCUUCGCCAUGAUCAGUAUCAGCGGAGUGUUCGCUGUGACAUUCUCGAUCGUGUUCGCGUACGUCGCCGACGUGACGACGGAGGCGGAGCGCUCGCGGGCGUACGGACUCGUGUCUGCGACAUUUGCAGCCAGCAUGGUAAUCUCGCCCGCGCUGGGGGCUUACUUGAUGGACCUGUAUGGAGAAGCGCUUGUCGUCGCCGCAGCCACUGCUGUUGCCGUCCUGGACGUUUUCUUCAUCAUGGUCGCCGUCCCUGAAAGUCUACCUGAAAAAGUGCGACCUAGUGGCUGGAGCCCAUCUAUUAGUUGGGAGCAAGCGGACCCCUUCACAGCCUUGAGGAAAGUGGGAGCAGAACCUACAGUGCUCAUGUUGUGCUUAGCUGUGUUCCUAUCAUACUUGCCGGAGGCAGGACAGUACUCGUGCAUAUUUGUGUAUCUCAAACUAGUGAUGGGCUUCGGAGUGGUCCAAGUGGCAAUAUUUAUUGCAAUAGUGGGAGUGCUCAGCAUUGGUGUGCAAGUGAUUCUCGGAUUCUUGAUGAAAACUUUAGGAGCUAAACACACAAUUAUGGUUGGACUAUUAUUUGAAAUGCUGCAACUGAUGUGGUAUGGCUUCGGAAGCCGAACAUGGAUGAUGUGGGCUGCGGGCAUUCUGGCUGCACUUGCCUCACUAACUUACCCUGCAUUUAGUGCAUAUGUGUCGGUAAACAGCAGAGCAGACCGCCAAGGCGUCAUGCAAGGCAUGGUGACGGGAGUAAGAGGUCUGUGCAACGGCCUCGGGCCGGCUAUGUUCGGAGUUAUAUUCUAUUUGUUUCAUGUUGAUUUGAACGAAGACCAUAUCAAGCCAGGUAUAGAUCCUCAGCAUCCGAGCCCUGAUCAAAAUGCUCGUAUAGUGCCAGGUCCGCCGUUCGUGCUAGGAGCUUUGCUGGUGAUCUGUGCGCUGCUUGUUGCGGCAUUUUUGCCGGAAGAUGUGUCUGUCGGUGGGAACCGGCGGCCGUCGCCGGUAGACCUUCGUUACGAGGUGGAGCACGGGCGGCGCGUGGCGGGCCCGCUGUCGCCGCUGAUGGCGCCCGAGUCGGCCGCGCUCUAGCCCGCGCCGGCGCCGGGCAAGGCGGCCCGCGCGGCCAGCGUGUGACUCUGUGCGGUGAGGCGCCUCCGCGCGCUGACAAAGCUAACUCAGUGAGUGAAGUGAGUUCUUACGAUCUGUUGCACCAACUACAUUCCCGUGUUACAAUAUGUAAACUAUGCUUCAUCUAUCCACGUUUUUAAGCUUUAUAUCUAUUUUUGUAAUACUUUCCUGUUUGUAGCCUAAGAGGCGUGUGUACAUAUUUUGUCGGAAUAAAAAAAUCAUUGUAAUCAUUUUACAAGGCCUCUCUUUUAGGAUUUAGAGCCAAACAUCACACAUGUCACUAAAAUAUUAGCUUUAAUGAGAAAAAAAGUAUAAAUGAGUGCCAGUUGUGGUCAAUUUCAAUCAUAUGAUUUCUGCUAUUAAUAAAUGAAACAGGGGAAUUACAAAACCUUUAUCUUAAACUAAAAUUCAUAUGAAAAAGUCAUUCAAUAAUAUGAUAAAAUUGUUCCAAAAUUUGUUGAUAGAAGGCAAUGUUAACCAGUGACUAUGAGGCAGUCAGUACAUAAAGUAACAUAGAUAAUUGCAUGAAGUUAUCACACUUAUGUGGAAUUGAUAAGUUGGUUGCAAACUCAGCAUUUAUACUGUUGUAUGUUAAUCUUGGGGUAUGGCAGGCAUGUUCACGCACAUAUAAAAUGUGCAACUAUCUGGGUUUAAAUUUUUUAUAUUUUACACAGGGUGUAGUCUUAAUUUCAAAUAACUUGAAGCCACUUUUUUAUUAUUUAACACUCCCAUGUGAUUUUCAUAAAUUAUAAACAGCUGGUAUGUGAGUUUAACGAAAUUUUAAGUAAGAACUAACACAUCUAUUGCUUUGCAUAAGAAGAAGUAGAAAUAUGAAGGAUUUGGUCUAUGCCAAUUCCUUUAGAAAAAAGGGUGAUUGAAUGUUUGCUUGAAUGUUAACUAUGAAAUUUUGCACCUUUGUCGAAUGUCAUAGGAUAAAAUUAAGCCAGUAUUAUAUGUACACAAACAAUGAACCAUAGACAACCAUUUUAAUCAAAAUUAUAAAGAAAAUUAAAUGACCAUUUUUUUUUUAAUUUAAGUAUCUGGUACAGCACAGCUAAAAAAUAUAUAUUAAAAAUUGUGUAGUCUUUUUAUUAGGUAGAUAUUCAAAUACGCUCAAUCGACAUUGACUCAAACCUCUAACCUCCCAGUUCAUAUUUUUUACACAUAUGUAUGCAUAAUCUAUUGCAUAAUAUAUACCUAUUUGUUAUGUUCUGAGUUAUCUACUUUAAUAUUAUAAAGUUCCAAUUUUCGAAAUUAUACAUUAAAGAAAUAUUUCCAAUGGUCUACAAAUCUCUGAUUUGGAAGAAAUUUAAAAGAUAUGUAAGAUUGUUCAAUAGAAAAGUUUGUGGGGCACAACUUAAUUUCAUUUCCCACUGUCAACAGUAGGAUACGCCGAACAUUAAAAUCAAGCUAAAUUACAGAGCCUUUUAACUAAGCUUUGGACAGACAGACAUGACAAGCCAUGGGUUCCUACCUACACCACGGAACCCUAAAAGUAAUAAAAAAAAAUGCGUAUAAAUAAAUCAGACUACGCCUAGAAAUGUCAGUGACGGCAUUGGCGCCAGGAUCAAUAAGAGAAAGUGCCGCUAUACAAUAGCUAUGACGACAAACAACUCACAUCGCGUGUACUUAUAUUAUAGAAAAACAAAAAUGAAAAAAAAAGAAUCCAUAAAGUUCGCGUAAAAAAAAUAUAAAUUGUUUUUCCAUUAUUUCUAAUUCUGGUAGAAAUUUCUCUAGAAAUAAGUAGUGCCCUUGUACUAAAUUUCUCCUUUCUUUCUCCAGAAGUUUUCGAUUUGUACUUAGUCUAAGUUCUACGUGUAGUUUUAUGUUUUUCUUCCUUUUUUCCUUGUUAUUUAAAGAAAAUCAGGCCAAUAACAAAAAGUGAAUUAAAAUUCCAAAUUCAAACUUGAAACAUGCUGUCUCACGUCCGUAUGCUGCAUACGACGCUUUGAAGCAUCUAAUUGGGAAUAGCUGGGACAGGAAAUAAAAAUCGAAGCAUUUUUUUUUCUUACCCUAUUUUGUGGUCAUUAUUGUUCAAAGGCCUACCCUUUCUCCCUCCACAAGACUAUAUAUAAAGCAUAGUUUUGCCAUCUACUGAGAAAGGUUAUAAAUGAGAGGUGAGAGGUGUAUAGAUUUUAUCAGACUUUUCAAGACUGUUGGCUCCGUCUACCCCGCAAGGUAUAUAGACGUGUAUGUAUGUACAACACAAGCCCUAGAAAGGCCGCCUGCAAAUUUUCGUGAGCUUUUCUUGAAAGUUUUCUUUUCUGUACCAAACACACGGCUGGUACGGUCUUGACUCUAGUUUUUCGUCCGCAAUGCACUGUCAUGGCCGCAGCUCUUUAACGUGACCUUCAUGCAGAUUGUGUUAGUACGAAUAACUAUUGUUUCGAAGCCUUGAUAAUUUUUUUGGCAAAAUGUAUUGAAGAAAUGUUUUAAUUUGUUAAUGUAAUUGCCUAUUCUCUAUGCGAUGAUGAUGCCAUGUUUAGUUAAAAUUUAAAGUGACUGACUGACUAACAAGCUAUACCUACACAUUGGCUAUGAAUACCCCGUAAGGGAUAUGGUUAGGCGUGAUAGAAUAUCUACUUAAUUCGUAAGGGUUCGGAGGAUAAAACCCUGGUAACGAUGUCUCCUGAUCCACUCGCGGAUUGUCCUAUGGUGUCCAUAAACGUGCUCGUAUCGCAUAAACUAAAAUACCAUGUAUCUGGGUCACGCACAUCGGUUGUGAUGUCUGCCUGUCCCAUUGUGUAGAAUUUUCAUGCCCACAUAAUUAUAGUCACGUUUAUAUCCCUUUGGGGGAUAGACAGAGCCACGUGUUUAUGAUGGAAUUGAAACUCAAAUAGCGACAGGUUGCUAGCCUGUCGCCUAAAUGAAGAAUCCCAAGUUUAUAAUAAUAGCUUCCCUUAGUCGCCUUUUACCACAUCAAUGGGAAAUAGAUGCAGUGGUCCUAUUCUUUUUUUUCUAUCGGUGAUUAAUUUGGAAAUGAGAGCAAGGAAAAUUAAAUCACAUUGGAUAACGAUAACGUCGAAUAAACGAUAAAUGUCAACCACCUGUGCCCACUUGUAGAAAAACACUAAAAUGUGUUGCCUUAAUCAUUGCAUCUAAUUAAUAAAUUACAAUAAAUUUUUUUUUAAUGUUUAAAAUAAUUAAAUAACAAAUACUAAGAACCAAAGAAAGCAAACGACAUUUUUAUGUUUGUCAUAAAGUUAAUAAACUCAUAAAUAAACAAAAUAUUAUCUUGCUUACAGUACUGAUAAACUAAUUCAUUGUUAUCGCAAUGAAUUACCUUUUUCCGUAUAUAACCAAUCCAAUAAGUUAUUUUUGUGAUAAAUUAUUUAUUAAAAACUUUAUUGCACAAAAAGAAAUGUACAAAAGGCGGACUUAAUGCCGUUUAGCAUUCUCUACCAGUCAACCAGCUGACCGAACAGAAAAACUUUUAAGUUGGUGGUGCGAUAAAGUGCACGUGCAAAAUGCAAAGUGAAAAAUACAAACAUUACAAAAAAAAUCAUAAAAAAUAAAUAAAAUAAAAUAAAAAAUAAAAAUAAAAUAAAAUAAAAAUCUUUUAUUUUCAGACAACAAAAUCCAUAGAAAAGUUAGUAGUAUAGGUACUUACACUAUGUUAGUAAACUUUUAUAAAUACAUACAAGAUACAUUAUAAAUACAGUACCCGGUUGACCUAGCUUUGCUCGGUAUACCAGAGAUGGCGCUGAUAUAGUUUCUUAAAACGCGGUUUUUAAAAUGUAUAUAUAUCUUGGGAACCGAGCUUUUCUCGAACCUAGGACUUUGAUAAAUCGAUUCCUUGAGCCGAAAAGCCCCUAAUCUGUAACUUUCAUAAAAAUCGUUGGAGCCGUUUCCGAGAUUCUGAUUAUAUAUAUACCAGAAUUGCGUAUCGUUUAAAUAUAUUAGAUAUACAUACAUAAAACACUCGUAUCAAAUUAGGAUGACUCAUUAUUGAUCUGCCGAAGAAAGAAACCCAUUCACAGUAUGUUUGAACGCAGAGCGACUUAUUUAAAUUAUAACGUAUUUUAAAAGUAAAAGAAAUUAUUACAUUUAAAUUUGACAGUAUCAGUACAUUGUUUUACCUCUGCGAUACGUACAUACUUACAAUCCACAUCCCUUGCGGGGUAGAUAAAGCCGACAGUCUUGAAACGACUGUAAGGCUAACAGUGUACCUUUAUGAUGGAAUAUAGAUUAAAAUAGCGAUAGGUUGCUGGCUCAUCGCCUAUAAGAGGAAUCCCGUUAUAAACCUUUCCCUUAAUUGCUUAUGAUCUCUACGAUCUUCAAACUAAAAACACUUUUUACAAAUCAGUUAGUUCAUAAUUAAUAUCAUUAAUCCACUAAUGUCAAUGCAAUUGCAACUAUUUUUCCUGGUGGAAGAGGCACAGAUAUGCGCAGACGCGUAAAUACAAAACGGGAAUUCCCUAAAUAGCAUAGACAAUAUAUCAAUAUAUAGACGUUACGUUUAGUGGCAUCAUACUUUGAACCAUUUAUCGUGCUAAUUAGACGUAAGAUCCAGCAAGGUGCAGAGGGUAGCUUGAUAACCUUAUCAGAGGACCACUAACAGGGCAUUUACGCCCAUAAAAACUUGUUCAACACAAACACAGAUAAAUCCCAUCCCGAUUUCAAUCUAGCAAAAUUUUUUAAUAUAUAUUUCCUAUGGAUGUGGUAAAAGGCGACUAGGGAAUGAGCUUAAAAACUUGUGAAUCCUCUUGUAGGCGAUUGGCUGGCAAUCUACCACUAUUUAUAUCUCAGUUCCAUCAUGCAGCCGUACAACUGAAUGUGGCCUUUCAGUUCGCAACUGUUGACUCUGUCUGUCCCGAAAGGGAUAUAGAUGUGACGAUAUGUAUGUGUAUGUAAUAUCGGUAACAUACAAAUGUCCUUGUUUAACUUUAGAAAUAACGGUUUGCCAACUGCAGUUAUAACUAAUUUUUGGUGAUAUAUAAGUACUUUAAUUCUGCAAAGGUUUAGUUUGAAAUGAAAGUACAUACGUAUCUUAUCGCUACAUUCAGGCCGAGAGGCGUGAUUGGUGGCCCGGUGUUUAUCGAUGAUCGGAUCACAUUAGUUGUACAUAGUGUUAUAAAUAUUAGAGCGUCAGUGGUCGCAGAAAGGCACCCUCGGCCAUGUAUCUGCUGAUUAUAUGUUUAAUUCUUAUUUCAAUAGCAUGCAAUCUGUAUUUUUUUUUCAAAUUCAAAAUUUUUAUUCAUUAUUAUAGGAUACUUUAUAUCGCUUAAUAAUUGUCAAAACGUAUGGUUUAACAACAUGAUGGUUGACGUCAAAUAAAUUACUUAAAACUAAGUUUACUGCCGCUUCCAAGGCGUCAGUGCAGAAGAAGCGGUAACAAACUGCACUGCAGCAUUUUCUUCGACAACGUCAACUUCACAAUAUCAAUUAAGCUUAGAAUAGAAUGUGGACGAGAGAAUACAUUGUUCAGAUUAAUAUAUUUAUUCUGUAACAUACACCUGUAAACCGGUCAUAAAUUAGCCACGAGUGCUCACGUAAGCUCAAAAAUAUAAGCUGCGGUAUAUUUCGUUCGGCCGAGGUUUCUGCUUAAAAAGCGAGUCCUGAGGUUUUCGCUACACGCUCCUUUCAGUGUUUAUUUAGGUGGCAUUGUUUGUGGGUCCGAUCUGAACCUACGUCAUGGCUGACGUGAUGCCACCGCACACCCCAAUUAUAAUACAGCUGCUCUUUUUGUUUGUAGGCAUAGUAUAGAUUUCUGUUCUACGUUUAUAAGAAAAGUGGGGAAUAAAUGGUUCAGAUUCUAAAUUCCUUAUAAAAAAAUAUGACACUGUUGCACUGAAUUGGUUUAGUUAAACGAUUAUGUUAUAUAUAACAUAAUCAUAUCAUCAAUACAUAAAUUUGAAAACUCAAAGAUUCUUUUUUAGUGUACAAUAUUCGUACUGCGGUAAAAGUCCCGAGUCCGCAAUUUAACCAUAAUUCCGAAGUCAUCAAGACCCUAAAAAGUCAUUAAGACGUCACAGCCGAUAUUAAUUUACUUGGGAGUAAUCGAUAAGAUGUCGACUUUCUAUUUUGAAUUUGGUAAACAUUUACCGAAGACUAAUUUUAGUAAAAUAAGUCUAGAAGACUUUUACUUAAUUUUACGAAAGUAAAGUAAGUGUUCUAAUUUUGGUUAAACUUAAUAUUUAUUUUCUUGAACUCAAUUUUUGUAACCAAUAACCAAAUAAAUGUAGUUACUAAAUCCUUUUUAUUAUUUUAGGAACAAAACCAUAAAAAAAUACUAUAAUAGACAUAACGACGUCAAGCAUAGGGUCUGAACGGCGGUCGCAUAUCGAUUCUGCGACAUUGCUGCAGUAUCCAAGGGCAGGAUUGCGUUUACAGACAUACGGUUACUAGCUUCUUCCCGCGACUUUCCCCGCAUAUUGUCAUAUGAUAUGCGUUCAGAAGCUCUACAAUUAGAUUCCCAGCUUUUUUAUUAUCUGCGUAGCCCAGAUUCCAAUUUAAUCAGUUCUGUUGGAAAUAUUUCAGUAUUUGAUGUGCACAUCUAGAAAUGUGUCAUCUACCAUUUCAGUUUUAUCGUCAAAUUGAUUCUACUCGUAGUCUUAUAAUGUUCACGCCUCUUUCCUGAAGGGGUAGACAAAGACUACACCUUUACCACUCCCCACGAUCACUGCAUAUUUCUUUCGCUAAAUCCAUAUUCAUAAGUCUCUUUUCUGAAGAGUAUGUAGCGGGAGCGAUGAUCGACCGCCACCAAAGGGAAGACCAGGCUAGGUGUUAUGCCUGGGGAACCGCGGCUCCGACAAUGUUGUGUCGGAGGUUGUACAUAUGCGCCAAUCCGUGAAAUCUUUACUUGCGCGAUUUAGGCUUUUUGCAAUUUUUUAAUUAUGUCCCAUGAUUUUGUUUUUGUGACUUGUGGUGUAAAGAUGCCGCUACAAGUGUAUACUUACGGAAACUUAUCUUAAUAGAGUUUCUGAUUAUUUUUGUUAUACUUAUAUGUAAUGUAGUCUAGUCUAAAUGGGACAAAUGAAUUGAGAUCCAGCUAAAUAAGUGGUUCUAUAUUAAUACUAAAGCGUAGGCGCCGAAGCAAGUCUUCCAGACAAAGCAAACUGCAGAAUAACUGACAGUGGUAAAUCAUUAUAGUCAAGUAAUAAUUUAAGUCUUUGGCUAGUAUUAUAUAGAGAAUUCGAUUUGUGACAAAGUAUAUUUGAAAGGAAAAGUAAUGAAACGUUUGAGAUGAAACCAUCCGAUAUGGCAAGACCGUCGCGGCUUUCACUGUGACAUUUGCUGAGGGGAAACAUUUUUGGUACAUUUUUAAAUGUAAUUUGUCAUAUUUUAACGUAUUCUUUGUAUUUUGUUCCAAAUACUUAUUUUUUAUUUCUUUUUUUCUUUCAAUCCAUAAUUGUGACACUUCGUUGAAAAAUGAUUUCUAUAAAUUCCCUUCAUAGGAAAACUUAUGGCAAUAACUGGUAGUUAGUUCAAUUCGUUUACGAAUUGAUGAACGAUUCGAAAGUAUAAUCGACCACCGAACAAUGUUUGGCGUUCAAGGUCGGCCAAUGUCGGCCAUUUUAGUGAAGAUAACUUUGCAUAAAAAUGUCUUUUAAAGAUGUAUGAGAAUGGCAUAACAAAGUAACGUUAACCCUUUUCCUAGUUAAGAAAAACAUUCGUUAUACAGGCCUCUGUUACGUGUAAUUAUAUUUUUUUAAUCAUCAGUCAACCUUGACCCUGGUUGUCAAGGGCAUCGAGACCGUCAGCAAACCUCCCGAGACUAAACUUGAGAUUAAACUUAACGAAUUAUUAAGAAGUCGCUUUGAUCAUUUGAAAUUCAAAUGACAUAUUAUGGCGCCCUCUUACAGAAACACCAGAAAUGUAUUAAAGUUCAAACAAGAUCGAUGUUAACUAGAUAAACAGAUUAAAAGUUAUGCAAUAUUAGGGACAUACCUACAAAUUAAAUAGACUUUACUCGAGAUUUUGUUUCCCAUUAUUUUACCUAUUAAGAAACAUUUCAUCAAGACGAAUUGAAUGAUUUAUAGAUUGUAGAAACCCGUCCAGUUAAACAUAGCAGAACCGUUGUAUACCACAAUAGUUUCGGCGAUAUUAAGUACCUUUUAAAGAAUAUUGCAUUGAUCUAUUACUCGAGCAUUUCCUUUUGCGAGUACAAAUGAAGAGCAAAAUGCAAUAUAAUUGCAAGUAAUAUAAUAAUAUAAUUGUACAUGAUAUAGUGACAUCAAUACCUAUAGACUGCGCAACAUCGGAAAUAAACUUUUACGUAAAGAUUUCAUUAUUUGAUAAAAUUUUGUGACAGCUUUGCUUUAGUAACUGGCGGAUGCUCUACCACACAAAUGACACAAUACACACAAUAGACCUCUCAUAAGUAGAAUGAUUGAACUAGAAUUACACCCUAUUUCAAGCCUGAAAUUGUGAAAUGAGUCAUAAUAAUUUUGAGUCAUAUAGUUAUUCACCCGCUUGCUGAACACAAUAACUACUUAAAUAUUAUAACAAUAAUAUUGACUAAUUAUUAGAGAAUUAAUGAUUUAUUUGUGACUUACAUCUACCAUUAAUCCAGAAACUUACCAGAAAAGUAUGCGCCUGAAAGAAGUAAAAAUAUCAUAAGGGCACAACACUAUUUAAACAAUAAAUAAAUUUAUACUCAAGCCUUUUAAACCUUUUACACAAAUUAUGCAUGCGAAAAUCGUUUGGGGACAUACGCUAUAAUGAAAAUUUACUAUCAGCAUUAGGUAGUUUUAGCAACGGAUUAACCUUAAGGAGCACUUUACCUAUAAAAUAACUGUGUAUUUAAUAGGUAAAUUGCUUAAAAAUUUGAACAGACCCCAAAAAGGCUAAAUUCUAAAAAACACAUUUAAGUUUAUUAUGUAUUUAUGAGGAAAUAAGCUACAUAAAUAAUUAUAAAAAAAAAACUUAACAUAUGCGAGCAUUAAACACAGGAAAUAAAUAAACUUCGCAUCAAAACGAAACACCCGCAUAAUUUUCCUCGUUAUGAACUACCUAACUGGUGUUCGUCAUCUCUUUGAUACAUUUAUGUAAUAGUAAAGCGGCUCUAUCAACUCAGGAACCGAAAAUGAAUGUGGAUCUGUAUUUUGACACAUAAUUUAGCUUGCUCUAUAAAGUUUACGGUCGUGAAAAAUAUUCCACACAUGGCGCAAUACUUGGCAAGAAUAUCGCAUUCAUCAAUAUAUAUCGGAGUAGGGUUGCCAGACGUCCAGAAUAAACUGGACAAUGGCUUUUGUUGGCCGUUUUAUAUUCCGAAAUUUGCCUGGAUUGAGACUCACGUCACGAUCUAACGUUCUAAAGAGCAAGCUCUGAUAGUUUGCAACAGUGCAGUGUGUCUAACUUAUUUACAUAAAUGUUAGGCCAAGCGCUUGGGAUUCUUGUUUUAGCCGAUGGUCUAGCAACUUGCCACCUUUUGUUUGAAUCUCGGUUCCAUCAUUAACCCGUUCAGCCGAACUUGGCCUUUCUAUAUUUUUGGGACUGUGGGCUCUGUCUACUUGUAAGGUUUACCCCGUAAGGGAUUAUGAUGGUAUGUGUAGGUAUAACUCGCAUGUGGACUUGAUAACCCUAUGAUGCCGGCCCUUUGUUUCUCCACGAAUGCUUGUAAUUCUGUAUCGUGGCUCUACUGUAUUGUAGUGCUAUCAAAUAAGGGCAUUUUGUAUUCCUUACAUGACCCUCGAAUACAGAUGUCACCGCUAAAUUACGUAACAGGAAUAGUAUCCCUUAUAGGUAUAUGGAUGAUGUAAUAGUUACCUCACUUUCGGUUUUUAAACACGACCUGUAUAUGUUACCAACAAAGUGUGUCGGGUGGUAACUAGUUUUGGUUUUUAUCGGUUACUCAGAUGACUCACUCCUAGGGCAUUUUAACUAGAAUAAUACUUACACUUUACAAUUUGUCAUUCUUUUUAAACCAGCGACAUCUGGAAAGACCAGCACAGAUACAAUAUGAUUAGUAGCUGUUGAUAUCAUAACCACGUCCAUAAUCCAACCAGCGAGUACUGCUAAUUACAUAAAAUUAAACGAAUCAUCUAGGGAGCUGUUCGAGGCCACUACUUUGUAACUGCAAUGUGUAGGUGUUUACAGUCCGCUAUUCUACCUGAGAACAAUGUAAAAUGUGGCAUUUCUUGAUACUGAUACCUCUGUCACAAGCAUUAUUAUAUACAUAGACAUAGUGGUCUACUUAUUUGUAAUUAGUCAGAUAUUGACACUUAAAAAACCCUUUAACAUUGACUAUUGAAAUUGAGCGUAUUUGAAUUUAAACUAUGAAAAAAUACAUGUAUUUGGUCCAAGGUAGAAUAUAUUUAACAUUUUAUAGAAAUAGAAAAAUUUAUCAUGUUAACAAUGUAAUAAUUUUACAACAAAGAUUCCUUAAAUUCGUUUUACGGGUCCAGAAAAAAGUAAAAAACAAAGUGUGUGUGAUGUGUGAGCUCUACUAAUGUCUACUUAACUGUCUUGAAGUAUUAUUUUAUCGUAUUGUAAGAUAUGGGUUGUGUGCAAGGAAGCGCGUUGUACGCGAUAAUAGUCUGGGGGUAACUGCACUGGCGGAUGUAAUAAAAUGAGCUAGAUUUCUAUAUGUUUAAGUUUUAACUUCUCCCUUUUUAAUUUUUAUAUUUAGUACUAAAGGUAGCUCUUUAAAAUUCAGAAAUUUAUUAAAAUUGUAAUAUAACUUUAAUAAUAAUAUGUUUGACAAAGUCGCAACAUUAGACAUUAGGCAUGCUUGCCAACUUUUAAUACUAAUUUGCAUUUUAAACAACCAAAUCCAUUUGUACGAAAGUUUCCACAGAGGCUUUUAAUUUCAACGGUUUGCUUUAGUAUUUUGUUAUUUAUUUUUCUUAAACAACAUAACCUAUUUUCUAGUGGAUACUUAGUGCAAAUUUCAUGCAAUUGCCGAAGUACAAAUCCAUUGCAAUGCUGCUCUGUGAUCGAAUUUACAAGACAGACUUCCGCCAGUGAAAUGAUCAGCUCAGACAGAAAAAAGCGUAUGUAUAAUCUAAGAAAACUUAAUAGAUAAAAAAAAAUUAAACGCUUUUUCCUUUAGGUAAAGAAUUUAUUUCGCUUUGCUCUGUCUGAGCUUACCCGAAGUGAGCUCAAUGCAGCUCAGCUAAGCCCGAUGCGGCUGAGACUGUAAGAUUGUAUUAUUCUUAUGUAAAUAGAAUUGUAAGAUAAUGUAAUUUGUUCCCUUUAGCUGUUAAGUGUUGAUACAUUCACAUUUUAUUUGUGUUGAAAACAUUUCUUUGUGUGAAUACGCCGCGUUCGACCACUAAAUUAUACAGAUUAAAAAACCUCUCUCGUGUUAAGUAGAUAAGGUUUAUUCAUAGCUAUUUAGGUGCCUCAGCGAUUGUUAUAAUUUAAUUGAAUUUGUAUUAUAGUGAGAAAACAAAAUUCCUAGAAUUUAUUUUUAUUAUCGUAACUUUAAGCACUUCGCAAAUUUUUGUUAAAAGAAAAGCGACAUAUCUGCAACCUGUGACAUUGCAGCCUCAACGAGCAUUGCGUCUGAAGCCCAUUCAGAAUGCACAAAACCUGCGAUAUGGCACCACACACUGUUGAAUUAAUUCAUGAAAACUGAACACAGUACUAAAAGAGACAGGGUUUUCUUCCUUGAUUUUUUCACGGUGUAAACUUAAGUGUUCAAUCUCCUUAAAAGUGAUACUCCAUUGCAGUUUGCAGCAUUUUGAAUGGUGCUGCAGAAUCCAACUUUUUUGUAAAAUUGCCAAAAGUGUAGAGUAUAUAGUGUAAUUAUUAUAUUUAAUAUAGUAAAUAGAGAAGUAUUAUUAUCAUAGCUAUUUCAGUUAAAAUCAGACAUGGCCGUCGAGGUCCGUGGUCAAUUAACCCUGGCACAAACAUGAAAAACAGUGGCCAUUGACUAUUCGCUAUGGGUCGUUUCCGCACCACGGUAUUUUUUUUAAAUUCAAUCACAGUUUUUCGUAAACAAAUUCAAAAGAAUCAAUUAAUAAAGAAACAAAAUUGAUAGUUAAACAAACCACUGUUAAAAUUAUUUGCUUGCCUAAUUAAAAGUUCUUAUAGAUUAGAGAAAACUUUAUCAUAAAAUUAACUUAUCAAUCGAUUACAAGCUUUAGAACCCGAAGCUCAUAGAAGCUUCGCGAUUUAUCUAGAAGGAUAAAAAAUCGACUAUUUUCUUAUCUUUGUUUAUAUUUAUUUUUUCAAAGAUGAAGAUUCCAUAUUGAAAAUAUAUUACAAAGUCCUCCAGGAUUAUGUGUAAAUAAUUUUAAACGUAUAUAGGAAAAAGAAAGAAAAAAUCUAUAUCAAAAAGAACUUUAUUCUCUUCCGCAGUUUCUACCCUUAAAUAUAUAAGAGGCAUAUCCUAAAUGUCGAAACGACCCAGAGUCAAAAGUACCUUUAAAAAUAAAUCGUAUUUUGUAUAACUUCUGUACACUGAAAAAGCUAAGCAUUUCCUUGAGAGUGAGAUAUUUAUUUUCCCUAACGAUGUAUUUAAAGAAUGGUGACGUCAUAUUUUAUAGUACAGUACAAGGUGUUUUUACGGCGUACUCUAAUUAUAGUUUGUCUAAAGCGUAGGCGGAAAAGCGGAUAAUAAGUAAAUAUUCGAUUUUUCUGUCACUUAUAUUGAUGACAUAAUUACUUCUGUUGAGAUCUUAUUAAUACUAUGUGAUUUAAUGUGAGUGAUAAUAUGAUCUUUAAAAAAGACCUGCACUUUUAGUAUCCCGCUUGGAGGGUCCACCAUGGAAAUCCUAGUUACAAAACCAGCGUCAUAAGUAUCAAAACCACAUCUGUCUAUUUUUAUAGGCAGAGGUUGAACACAUCAGUUUAGUAUAAGUUUUUCCUCCUGUGGUAGAAACAAACUUUGAUCAUUUGAUUUGUUCAAACGUUCGAACUGGUGCGAUCUAUCACUAAUGUCAUCUAUAUUACUAAAUAUAAUCUUGAUGAUAGCAUGUUCAUGAGGAUAAAAUGUACCUGCUACCAUUAUAUUUGCAUUUUAACAACUAAUAUAUCAUUAUCAUCAUAUCAGCUGUAGGACGUCCACUGCUGAACAUGGGCCUCCCCAAUGACUUCCACUUCGCUCUGUUGAAGGUGACCAGCAUCUAAUGUUCUCUGCGGAAUUCACCAAAUCAUCGGCCCAUCUCGCAGGGGGCUGUCCUACGCUGCACUUUUCGGUACGUGGUGUCGACCAUCCGCUGUUCGAAUAAUGUAGCUUCCCUAUUGCUACUUCAGUUUGCUGACCAGAGCUGCCAUGACGGUUACUUUAGUUUGUCUAAAGAUAUUCUUAUUCCUGAUUCGAUCUCGCAGAGAAACACCGAACAUAUCUCUCCUCCAUAACUCGCUGAGGGGCCCUGAGUUAUGAGUUUUUAUACUAUAAGUUAAAAGAGUGAAAUCAUCCCCCGCCAGUUUGAAUCUUGACAAAAAUAAGUCCUAAUAACUAAUACUGAUUGAACAAAACAAAUGUUCUAGUUAGACUACGCCGUUUUCAUGAACGUUGUUCAAAAUGGAAAGUGAUAAUUUAUUCCGUGCACAAGGGAUAAUUUUAUAUCAUAAGACUAAAUUAACGUUAGAUUGUGCGAACAAUUCGCUUUAAGACCUUUCUCAAUCUUUCGCUUUGAAUCUUUUAGUGUAUAGUGGUUUGCAUGUCAAGAAAAGAUUCUCUGAAUAUUAGCAUGAGGUUGCCGUAGGUCUGUUCUGUAAUUUAUUAUAAUAAUAUCUGCGGUCGAGACGUCAGAUUUUCUCUCUACUGUAUUGGUUAUUUUGUAUAUUGAUGUGCGAACGACUAUGCAUAAAGCUAUUGUGCAUUCUAUCAGGUGCAUAGAACCCUUUGAGCUGUCAUUACGUCGCUGCAGCCGCUUUGUGGAUCUCAAGCGAUUAUCGCAAUCUCGGCAGUGCUGCGCUGUAAUCGGCUGGAAGCGUUCUUGUAAAUAAAUAUAUUGUGUACAACUUGGUCCUAGUUGAAAUGGGGAAGACGACACAAAAAAGUGAUUUGCUGAUCUUUCUAAAAUAAUCAAGGAUAAUGUAGUAUUAGUGAAAUUAAAAUAUUUUUUCUCGUCUAGUUAUUACGUAUUAUGUAUAUAACUUGUUUAAACAAUUUGUUCCUUUAAAGUGUAAUUUUCCCGUUUUAACUAACCAAGUGCACGUUAUUUUUAGUCGUACAUAUAACUUUUAACGAAAUCUAAAGUUAACCCACAAGAAUUUGGGUAGUCUUUUUCGGUACAAGUUAACAUUCUUGUGGAUAUUUAUGGUCUGUCAACAUAGCAGCCUAUUGUUUACUCUACGUAGGUGUAUAAAUAUAAAAUUGUUAGUUAUUUUCAUCUUGUUUCCACUCGACGUCACGUAAAUAAUCCUAGAUAUAACAAUAAAGUCGGCCAUAUUUGUUUACAAAAUUGUUAGUUUCUAUUGAAAAAGACAAAAUUGAUAUGUCUGUAUGUAUAUAUUACAAUUGUAAUAUGAAGGUUUGUUACAUGGAGGAGGCGCGGAAGUGCCUGGUGUGUGAUGAUGAUGUGAUCACGUACAUACUGUGCUUCUAUGUUGAGACAUUAAUAAAUCUGACUGUAGCA
Molecule: messenger RNA, 16225 nt
Organism: Amyelois transitella
Lineage: Eukaryota; Metazoa; Arthropoda; Insecta; Lepidoptera; Pyralidae
Product: hippocampus abundant transcript 1 protein
Exons: 1
Coding region: 249-1709 (486 amino acids)
Biological process (GO): transmembrane transport
Cellular component (GO): membrane
Molecular function (GO): transmembrane transporter activity
Source: RefSeq, a predicted model, not a curated record